Molecule: messenger RNA, 2807 nt
Organism: Calliphora vicina (urban bluebottle blowfly)
Lineage: Eukaryota; Metazoa; Arthropoda; Insecta; Diptera; Calliphoridae
Gene: sca
Product: scabrous
Exons: 4
Coding region: 21-2807 (928 amino acids)
Source: RefSeq, a predicted model, not a curated record
AUAAAUAAAUAACGUUAAAAAUGUCGUUGACAAAUUGCGGCCUGUUGGCAGUAAUUAUGCCCUUAAUUGCUAUAGCACUUUUAAUGACCUGUGGUUUUGCCGGUUUCACACAAGCCAGCGUUAUCAGCGAUAUGAAUAAUAUAAUGCGCGAUAUUUCGACGGAAGUAAAUACAUUGCCCUCACCAACUACCAGUACUGACAUGACAACGUCGACAACCAUACGUCAAAUGAUUUUACGAAACAGUGACGGCAAAAAGGAUAACAUUAACCGUGAUAAUUUCGGUAAUGUUGAUGAUGAUAACGAAGAUAGUAUCUCGUAUAGUGAAACAUCCAGUGCUGAACUUUUACGGUUUGUUAACGAAAACGAUAAUAACGAUAACGAUGAUAGCGAUACUAAUGAUUUUAGUGAAGUGAAUGUCUAUAAUAGCAAAAAUAACAAUAAUAAUGAGAUUGUUGCUAACAGUGACAGAUUUGACAAUGAAAUCCCUGUAUCAAACUCAAAAAAUAAUUAUCAAACAAUAAAUGUUAAUAAUAAUAAUGACAAUAAUGAGUAUAUAGAAUCAUUAACUUUAAGAGAUCAAGUGCGUUUAUUGUCGAAACAAUUAAAUGUUUUAAUGAAUCGCCGUCGUGAGGAUUAUGAACUAUUGGAGCGUAAUUUACGUAAAUCUCUAAGGAUUACACAGAACAAUCAACCACAACAACAACAGCAGCAGCAACAAUCAAUUUCAAAUGAUUUGGAUUUACGCAAUGAAUUGGAAAAAUUGAGACAAGAAGUGCAAUCUUUGCGCAAUGGCCAGAUGACGGAUGUUUCGAACAACAAAGAACGUUUAACCAUUGAAUGGUUGCAGCAAUCCAUUGGUGAAUUACGCAAACAACUUGUGGAAUUGCAACAAAUUGCCAGUAAUGCGAUGAGAGAUGUGACAACACGCACCCAAAGUUGGGAAGAUUUAACAACAAUACGUAGUGAUUUUCAACAACUUAAGCUCGAAUUAGCCGCACUUAAAGAACGUCAACAGCAAACCGAUGUCUAUGUGCAGGAAUUGCGUGAGGAGACCGAACAGCAAGAGGAGGAAUUUCAACAUUUUAUAAUGCAAAGCAAACAAAUGUAUGCCAACAAACGAACAGCGAACACUAACAGCAACCAGCCAGAACAGCAGUCAGCAGAAGAUGACAAGACCAUGGAUACGACAACCAGGCGUUUAAGUGCCAGUGAAAGUUUAGAAGGAGAAGAAGUAGAAGAUAAUAAAGAUAUAAAAGAGACAUCUUCACUCACUCAACUGGCUGACCACAGAAGACGCCACUGCCGUUUCCAACGUCAACAACUUCAUGAGCUACAAUUGUCACAGCGUCAACUGAAACGUCAAUUCAAUGAAUUGAAAUAUCAUCGGAUUGCCGAACGUGUACGCAGCAUUGAAAUUGAACAACAUCGUAUAGCUGAUGCCAAUUUUAAUCUAUCACGUCAAAUAGCCUCACUCGAUAAGUUACACUCGUCCAUGCUGGAGCUGCUCGAAGACGUGGAGAAUGUGCAAACGAAAGUGGAUAAAAAUCUACCCGAAUUACGUCACGAAAUCUCAAAAUUGGAAUUUGCCAAUGCCCAGCUAAUGUCCGAACAGAAUUUGGUGCGUGAAGAGGGCAAGAAUGUGGCACGUUCGCUGCAGGCAAUGGCUGUGAGUGUUAGUACUUUGCAGGAUGAACGUGAUGGCAUACGGCGUAUGCAAUCAGGCGUUGGUGAAAUGCGUACAAAAUUGGAUCGUUUGCAAACAAUGGUUGAGGAUGUACAAAGGGCUCUGCAGCAUCGUCAGCAUCGUGGUUAUGGCAACAAGGAUACCAAGAAGUUUUUACACCAUCAUAACAAUACAUCAUUCACCACACAACAACAGCAACAGCAGACCACAACAGGCACACCAACACAAAAUGCUGAAUCCUUAGUUGCCAAAUUGGAAAAUGUUGAAGCACAAUUUGAAUCAAUUAUUGAGAAACUCCCCAAGGAUUGCAGCGAAGUGACACCAACAGCCACAACAGGCAGCAACGUUAAUGGCGGCGGUCUGUAUCUUAUUGCACCUUCGGCCGAACGACGUCCCUUGAUGGCUCACUGCAGCGCUGAUGGUUGGACAACAAUACAGAGGCGUUAUGAUGGCAGUGCAGAUUUCAAUCGUUCAUGGGAGGAUUAUGCCAACGGUUUUGGCUCGCCGGCCGGUGAAUUUUGGAUGGGCAAUGAACAAUUACAUCAUUUGACGCUUAACAAUUGCACACGCCUGCGGGUAGUCAUGCAAGACAUUUACGACAAUGUCUGGCUGGCCGACUAUACACAAUUUUACAUAUCGUCGCGCUCCGAUGGUUAUCGUUUGCACAUUGGUGGCUACAGCGGCAAUGCCUCUGAUGCCUUGGACUAUCAACAAGGCAUGCAAUUUUCGGCCAUCGAUGUUGAUCGUGACAUAUCGCAAACGCAUUGUGCUGCUAACUAUGAGGGUGGGUGGUGGUUCUCUCAUUGUCAGCAUGCAAAUCUAAAUGGUCGCUACAACUUGGGCUUGACAUGGUUCGAUGCGGCUCGUAAUGAAUGGAUUGCCGUCAAGUCAUCACAGAUGAUGGUCAAACGUCAGUCAACGUCCACAUGCAACUACAUACAAGAGUCUUUAGCUAAAGCACAACAGCAGCCACAAGCAUCGGCCACAACAGCCUCAGCGACAAUGACAAUGACAGCAACGACGACGACGACAGCGACACCAUCUUCAACGACAAUAAAUUCUAACAAGUCAAUACCUUUAAAUAACUUAAGAAUAACAGGGCAAACACAGAUUUCAUCGUAG